This is a messenger RNA of Sander lucioperca (pikeperch), 3046 nucleotides long. RefSeq names its product ubiquitin carboxyl-terminal hydrolase 47-like. Gene Ontology annotation, molecular function: cysteine-type endopeptidase activity; cysteine-type deubiquitinase activity. Bases 161 to 2440 code for a protein of 759 amino acids. The transcript has 13 exons. NCBI's taxonomy places the organism in Eukaryota, Metazoa, Chordata, Actinopteri, Perciformes, Percidae. Gene Ontology annotation, biological process: protein deubiquitination. The record is from RefSeq and is a predicted model, not a curated record. Gene Ontology annotation, cellular component: nucleus; cytosol.
ACCCUGUAGUUUUGUGACAAGUGAAAGAGAAAGUAGAGAGGGUUGUAUUUUACAGGAGCUAGAGACACUGUUCGCGUGCGUCGACAAUAAACAGCGAGAAAAACUUCUCCAGGAAUGUCUUGAAAGUGAGAUUCUUACAACUGAAGCUGAAAGUCAAAAGAUGAAUUGGUUGGAAAAUAGUGUUCAGUUAAUCUACAAAAUGAUGCCCUCUCCAGCAGCCAAUAGGUACCAUGGCUUGGUAAACCAAGGAGCAACAUGUUACAUAAACAGUGUGCUGCAGGUGCUUUUCAUGACCAAAGACUUCAUAGAGGCUGUGGAAAGGCACACCUGUGAACAUCCUGGCACUGAAUGUAUCGAUCCUCAUCUCACAUCCUUGUUUAAUGACUUAAAAGAACAUACGGCAUAUACCUAUACAAUCACAAAGAAGCUGGGCAUCAACAAAGUGUAUGAACAGCGUGAUGCUGCUGAGUACUAUGAGAAGAUUUUAGGUCUGACCAGUCCUGACGCAUCGCAGAUCUUUCACGGACUGUUGACACACAAGACCAUAUGUUCCGCAUGUCGUACUGAGACUGACACAGAUGGGGCAUUUUGGCAUCUUUCUCUUGCAUUGGUGGAUUACAGUGAACACUGUAGUGUAGUGAAUGGCAUUGAGGAGUAUUUCAGAGCAUCAGAUUUCAGCGGAGAAAACCAGAUGUACUGUGACAAGUGUGAUGCCAAAUCUGAUGCAACUAUUAAAUGUGUAAUAAAGCAUCAUCCAGAGGUUUUGAUGCUGCUGCUGAAGAGGUUUGAGUUUGACUACCGUUACAUGACAUACGUCAAAAUCAACCGCACUGUGGAUGUACCCCACACCCUACAGAUACCAGAGAAUCAGGCAUAUGAACUUUAUGCAGUCGUGGAGCAUUUUGGAGAUCUCAGAAGUGGACAUUACACUGCAACAAUCAAGUCCCAGGAGGAUAAUAGAUGGUAUAACUUCAACGAUGCUACGGUAACAUUGCUUGAUAACCAGCCAUUCCAGCAGGAUGCCUUUAAGAAAUCCAGCAGCGCUUAUCUUCUUUUUUAUAGGAAAAAGAAAGUGGAUCCUGAUGAUAACUGUUCUCAAGAAAUCAGAGAGGUGCCUACUACUCCUGGAGGCUUCUUGCCAUCUACCUGUGAUAUCUAUGAUCAUGGUCAAGAUGCUGCAAAGAGAGAGGAAUAUGAGAAGGCAGCAGAGGCGGGUAAUAACACAACAGUAGCUGUUUCCAUCGACAGAAAUGAAGAAACAGGAAUUAAAGACUUAGUCAGUGUUCUAGAGGGGUCUAGAGAAUUGGAGGUAUCAUCUGACCUCUGUGUAGAGGAUCCGGACGUUAAUGCCAGGCCCAGUAUACCAUACAAUCAUCAGGAGUGUAAUGAGGAAAGGAAUGACUUGAGUUAUUGUCCUCAAGGUGCUCAUGCAGAAAGACCAAGAGAUGAGGGGGAAACAGUGAUGGAUGAUGAGGACAUGAGAGGAAAUGCAGAGGCUAAUGACCAGGCAGUAAAGGGAGAAACUCAACUUGAAGAGACUGUUGCUGAUCAGGAUUCUAACCUUAAACCUGUUAGUUUUGACAAACAGGGAGAUAAUGACAAGAUGGAAAUAGAUGUUAGGGUCGACAAGGAAAGACAAACUGGAGCUGAUGAAACCGGGAUGGAAUCAGGAAGCGCAAGGCUUUUGACAAAAUAUGACCUCUGCUAUGAUGAGAUUCAAGAUCAUAAACAUGCAGAAAGGAAAGGAACAUCAGAGAGACUACAGCACUCUGGUAUAGAGGAUCAGAACAAUGAUGUUAGACAGAACAGAUCAGAGUGGGUUACACGUACAACCCAAAACGAUGAUGGCGCAGCGAAAAAGCAGGAAAAGAAAGGAGAUAAUGGACAUUUCCAAAGAAGAGAGGACUCUUCUCUUAGACAACCAGAAUUGGUAGCAAGCAGCAGACAGGGGGACACUCAACCAAAAGCUAGAACUGGAUAUAAUGAAGGAGCAAUUAAAGGAAGAUGUGGUUCAAAGCAAUCAAAAACAUAUGAUGGGAUGAUAAUUGAGGAAGAAUUUAAGGAUGGUGUACAAAGAAGCUGUGAGAUUAAGAACAUAAGAAUAGAAACUUUAGCUGGGACCUCACAAGAUGGCAUGAAGAGUUGGGUAGAAUAUAAUGAUGGAAAUGGCAAAAGAAAAUCUGAUACAAAAACAGAUGCAAAGGUCACUUUGUCAGAGAGUGUUCACAAUUUAAAACUAAAUGACUCACCUGCACUAAAGCAACCAACACGCAGAAACAAAGGAAUAAAACAUGCAACGAAAAAAAGAAAAUGGAAGCAUCGCUUUUCACCUUACGAGCAAAGCACAAAGGAAAAAAAGAAAGGCACAAAAACUACUGGUUGUCUUCCUUUUUUUUUCAAAAGCCGGAGAAUUGGAGACCAGACUUCAGAGUCAGAUUAAGACAAAAUGCAUACUUUGUCCAGGAUAACACAAGUUGUUAUUUUACCAGACUGCUUGUUAUUGUGGUGAUCAACAAGUAACAUGUUUGUUUUAGUUUUUUGUUGAUGCAUAUUGAUACUUAGCAAUUGGCAUUCAGGCAAUAUGGACAGUACUGUAAUAAUUUUGUUUUUGAGUUCAGUGUGGCUCAGUCUGUUUAAAAGAUCUCCUUUGCUGGUUUUGGAUCAUGUAAAAUGCAUCACUUCCUGUUUGCCACAGGAUUGUCUCUGUGUAAAGAGCAGCUAAACUAAAAGGUUUAAUAAUGAGAGAGGGGGUUGUUUUAGAUUAAAGUGCUAAUUACAUCAGUCUGUAAUAAAAAGUAACGCAAUGGAAAUUGACAUGUAAAGGAAAAACAAGAUCAUAUUUAUGUUAAGUUGAUUUGAAAUCACUUUACAGACUGAAUGAUCCGACAUUUUUUUUGUCUAUUGUUGCUCUUCUCAAUUGAAGAAAUGUAUUGACCUAUUACAUUUAUCCUUUAUUUAUUUUUGUUAAUUUGUUAAGAAAUAUGUAAAUAGAUUGCACUGAAUAUAUAAUAUGAUUUUAGACAAAUAAAAUUCAAAUGUAAAUCUU